Messenger RNA from Cephus cinctus (wheat stem sawfly), 4321 nucleotides. Its product is annotated as zinc finger MYND domain-containing protein 11. The coding region runs from base 380 to 2290 and encodes 636 amino acids. The record is from RefSeq and is a predicted model, not a curated record. Gene Ontology annotation, biological process: regulation of transcription elongation by RNA polymerase II. The transcript is spliced from 9 exons. Gene Ontology annotation, molecular function: transcription corepressor activity; protein binding. Lineage: Eukaryota; Metazoa; Arthropoda; Insecta; Hymenoptera; Cephidae.
GUGUGACGUCAUACCUGUAACUCGUGCCUCUUGCUACUUCUGUUAUUUGAAAUAAAAAUUUAAAAAAUUCAUAAAGCUAGAAAAUAUGGCGUAGUUUAAUAAGUAAUGGACCAAUAAUUUUAUUCGAGCGGCAAUAGUAACCCAAUGGUGUAAUCUCGAUUUAUGUCCAACUUGCAAAUUCGACGUAUCAAAAGGUUGAAAAUGAAAUAGACGCAUCUAUUUUUUAAAAUAUUUUGUGCAGUUUUGGAUACAAUCGGAUUUUGAAGUGAGAGUGCUGGCACAUUUCGUCAUUGGAGGAAGCCGAAAAGAAAGGAAGGAAGAAGUGAGAGUGAGCGGGGACUUGGACUGUUUAUACCGUUUCAGUACGUCUAAGGAUAAGAUGUCUGUACGUCGCAGGACCAAUCCUUACAUGACCCAGCGCAUAUGGGAUGCCAUAAAGAUCACCAUACACCAAAGAAGUUUACCCAGUAAUGAUAGGGUUGUACGGCAUUUGGCACGUGUAUAUGGUAUAACAGAACAUGCUGCGCAGCAAGAGCUGAAUAAGGCUGUCGAAGAUGGUUUAGUCUUUUUAAAGAAAGCACCUUCCAAGAAUGGUCUUGAACAGGAGAGUUAUAGACUCCCCAUUGAUCCUGUCCAAGAUGAUGGACAUGAUUGGUAUUGUUGCAAGUGCCAGGAGGCAGGAUUAGUCGAAUGCUGCCAGCAAUGUCACAGAGUCUUCCAUUCUAACUGCCACGUUCCAGCUAACCCGGAGUUGAAGUACUGCAAUUUUUGUGAGCAUAUAAAUAACGACAGCUAUAAUGACAAGGUGGACUUGAAUCAUAUACUUCGUUUUACCUGUGGACAUCUCAAGGCUAAACUUCCUACUGAGAUCACCAACAGGACAAUUGUAUUUGAUAAUACUCCAGUGGUCACUCCUCAAGGAGGAUGCUCGGGAUCUACCUGGGUGAGCGAAGGAGAGGAUGCUUGGCGUCCUGGUGUAUUAAUUAAAAAUCACAUGGAUCUCGCCAUUAUGGAUUCGAAAACUAGUCGUAAAGAGUACAAGAACCUUGCAGAAUUCCAAGCAGAUGCUCACAAUAUUUUGCAUAAUAUUAUUGUGUAUCAUGGUGAGCACAGCGUGAUAUCAGAGAUGGGCGUUACAAUGUAUCAAGACUGUUGUUAUGAUCUUCAAGAAAUACGACGAUGUGCCGACUGCUAUCGAAUAUCUAAUGAAAAGGCGGAGAAGAUGUGGUUCUGUAUACCUUGUGAUCCUCCACAUCAGCUAGUCUAUGCCAAGCAAAAGGGAUACCCAUAUUGGCCAGCUAAGGUCAUGCAAGUUAACAAUGACUUAUAUGACGUCAGAUUUUUCGGUGGUCAUCAUAUGAGGGCAAAUAUUGAGAAGCUAUUCAUACGCCCUAUCAAUGUCAGUCUGCAAAGUUUACAGCCUUCAGAAAAAGGAAAAUGGAAAGAAAUGAAGAUCAAGAGGUCAUCCGCCUGGAAUCGAGCGUUUGACGAGUUGAAGCACCACCAGAAUUUGUUAAUGAAACUUGGAAAGGGAAACUUUGACUUAUGCACAUUCGAUGACAACGACGGUCCGAAACCUGCAAAAAUACGAAACAUAGAAUCACCAGGUUCGAAAAGCUCACCGAGCAGUCCUAGUGUGGCGAAGCAAGUUUUCAAAGAUUUAAGAGUAAAAGUAGAACGUCUAAGUACAGACGGAAAUUCUGAGAUGCAGUCAGGAGCGGAAGGCACAAAUCACAAAGAGGAAGGCUCGACAAGCAGGACAGGAAGCGAGGAGAGACAAGUGCCGUAUUUACCAGUCGCCGAAGAUGAACCUGCGAGAGAGAUCUCGAGUACGUGUCCUCAGGGUUUAAAGAAGGAAGGUUCCCAAGAGGAUAUGGUAACGUCCAGUAGCCAGGAACCGAGGUCGAAGUGCGUCCUGGUUCAGACAGAACAAAUUCAAUCAGAAGUUCUACCUGCCAAGGGGAAGUCUUACGAUAAUUUCCAGGUGAAGAGGGAACGUAGAACAUCGGAUCAGCCGACGAACACCGCGCUUGAGAAACUUCGUCGUGAAUUGGAGCUCGACAAGUGUAAGGAGCUUGAAAGACUGCAAGCCGAACACGCCAAAGAGAUGCGGCAGCUCACCGAUAAGCAUCAACAGGUCAUAUCAGAAAUCAAGAAAAAGCAGUGGUGUUAUAAUUGUGAGGCAGAGGCAAUAUAUCACUGCUGCUGGAACACUGCUUACUGCAGCACCGACUGUCAACAGGUACAUUGGCAACGAGAACAUAAGAGAGUCUGUCGACGUAAGCGCUAACCAUGUGUUACGUACGACAAGCGGAAGAGUAAAAUCCAUUGGAUUACUGGACCACGAGAAAUGGCGACUCGUUAAUCCUACGGUAGAAGCACCUUAUACAUUAAUAAUACCGACACGUAACUCGAGUACCUUUGUACGAUUUCUCCAAGCACACUGACUGUCAAAAGCGCGUACCUCAUCCUCUCCGAAAGAGAAUUAUGUAUCGCAUUUGUUCUCACUCCCAGCUCUAGGUGAGUAGAAUUUAAUCGUUUUAAUCAUAAGUACUAUUAAAGUGGAUUAUAUCUUUCUUUUACCCAACAUUCUUAGCCGAAAUAUACGGAAAACAAAUGGAUAUACUAUAAUAUGGUAUAAUGUCUUCAUUAUUAAUAUCAUAGUUUACUCACGUUUAUUCUUUUCGUAUAGGAUCUGACUUUUUUGUUCUAUUUUUUUCGAAAACAGUACACCCUACACAUCCUAUAUUAUUUCGACUUGUUUUUACGUUUUACUUGAACGCCGUAUUGAAAUCAAUUACUAUUAAGACAACACUAUGAUUGAAAAAUUUAGAUUUUCUGAGAUAUUGUCUAGAAAGCACUUACUCUCUUUACCCUAUAGAAACAUUUAUCAAGAGGUCAAAAUUAUUGCUUAAUACUAUUUUUAUUGUACUGUUAUGGAUCUCCGAUUUGUUGUUCAUUGUGAAAGAACUUAAUCACAAUGUCGUCUGCUAUUCAUUUAUCCUUUUGAAUCAAUCUGUUUCAUGGGACUGUCUUACUUUAUAUUAAUUUUAGAAAUACACUUGCUUAAUCUUUGAUCCCUUUGAACACUCCUGAUAUCUUUUUAGUACUGUAAGUCAUAGAUAUACUUGUAAAUAUGUUUUUGCAAGUGUUCUUAUAUUCAAUUUAAUUAGUGCAUCUGUCAAGUAAUAUUGUAGUAGAUUUUGACUGCUACUAUUCAUUGAUAGAGUUGGUUUUUCUUCUUUUCUUUUUUUAUGUUCGAGAAUUCGUUAUUUGCCAUUCCGAAUUCAAGGAAUCAUAGGGUAAUUCGCACCUACAUAGAAUACCGUAGAGAACUAAUCGAAACAGUGCUGGCAGAAUAUACUACUUACAUUAAAUGCAAUACUACUAUUUGAUAACUUUUACCCGGAUUAUUAAUCGCUUAGUAUAAUUCAUCUUCUGUACAAUCAGCAGUUGUAUAGCUCCACGUCAAUUGUAAUGUUUUCCUUAUAUCAAUAGAGGGAAAUUGUAGUAGGUGUGAGAGGAUUUGAUACUUGCACUCGUUUUUUCAUAAAUAAGAUCACGUUCCAAUGAAAAGGGGCACCUUGUAAAGUAAAACAUAAUUUAUUGACCAUCUGUUUCGUAUAUCUACGAGCUGGAAUACCAACUGGUCAUAAUUGAAUGUUUCUGAAUAUAUUUUCUGUUUCUGUUAACGUAUGGACAGUAUACAGAGCAAUGAGCGAUACUUUGCCAUUGUAAAUUGUGAAAAAUGCCAUUUUCAUGAAUCGAAUGCAGUCAGAAUCUAAUACAGAUGAAGAAUACCACCAUCUAUCUGUAUUACUUCUGAUGAAUCUAACUUGUCACAAAGUAUCAUUGAUUGCACUGCCAGUGGUAUUUAUGUUUUUGUUGUUAAAUUUGGUAAAUUAACUUGAAAUAUAAUAAAAAGUUAACGAAAUGAGAGGUCAGCCUUAUAACGUGUAAGAUGUGUGAGUAUUAUUAGACUGUACGGUGUAAAAAGCGUUGCGAACACAUUGAAAAUAUCGUGACUGUGACGUGUACUAUAAUCCUGUAAAAUAUUAUUAUAUUAUCAUUAAAAUAUCCAUAUGGCCGAUUCGAAUAAAUUAGAUUUCAAGAGGUAUAUUUGUAUUUCGACAAACAAUGCUAUGUUUCUUCAGGGAUGGAAAUUGGUAGUUCGCAUUUGCAUACCACAUCAGGAUUUUACUCUGACUUGAUUGACUCCUAUAAUCUUAGUAUCAGUGUUACACAGAGCUGUAUUAAAAAACAAAUCUGUUGCACAUCUGUAUUGUUUAUAUUUAAUAAAAACACCGGGUGAAAAAGUAAA